This is a messenger RNA of Dipodomys spectabilis (banner-tailed kangaroo rat), 1218 nucleotides long. It is a transcript of the gene Dtwd1, whose product is annotated as DTW domain containing 1. Gene Ontology annotation, cellular component: nucleus. The record is from RefSeq and is a predicted model, not a curated record. The transcript has 6 exons. Bases 35 to 1021 code for a protein of 328 amino acids. NCBI's taxonomy places the organism in Eukaryota, Metazoa, Chordata, Mammalia, Rodentia, Heteromyidae. Gene Ontology annotation, biological process: tRNA modification. Gene Ontology annotation, molecular function: tRNA-uridine aminocarboxypropyltransferase activity.
UCCCCCUCCUGCCCCUACCUGGUCCGUGCAGGAUAUGGGACCGACGUGCGCCUUGGGGCUUGGACGGAGCGGAAGACGCGUGGAGCAGUGCGUGGACUGUAGUGGGCUGUGCAGGUGUGUUGCUGUUAAACUUUGGUCUGAAGGAAAAAUGUCUCUCAAUCAAUCUGUAUAUCCUAAAGAAAGUGAAGAAAAGAAUUCAACAGUUGUGGACCCAAAACAGUCAGAAGAGCCCUUUCAAAACUUGUGCUUAGCAUCGCAAGAAGUUCUUCGGAAAGCUCAGCAAAGUGGGAGAUCAAAGUGUCUCCAGUGUGGUGGUUCCCGGAUGUUCUACUGCUACACGUGUUACGUCCCAGUCGAAAAUGUACCUAUUGAACAGAUUCCACUUGUGAAGCUACCAUUGAAGAUUGACAUUAUUAAACAUCCAAAUGAAACAGAUGGCAAAAGUACAGCUAUACAUGCAAAGCUCUUAGCACCUGAGUUUGUAAAUAUAUACACUUACCCUUGCAUUCCAGAAUAUGAAGACCAUCAAGUGGCACUUGUUUUUCCUGGACCUGAGUCUGUAUCAAUACAAGAUAUUUCUUUCCAUCUACAAAAACGGAUUCAAAGUAAAGUUAGAGGCAAAAAUGAUGACCCUGACAAGCAGUCUUUUAAACGCAAGAAAACUGAAGAACAGGAGGACUGUGAUUUGAAGGAGAGUAGAGGCACUACAUUGAAAAAAAUUAUCUUCAUAGACAGCACUUGGAACCAGACAAACAAAAUAUUCACUGAUGAGCGACUUCAAGGGUUGUUACAAGUUGAAUUGAAAACGAGAAAAACUUGCUUUUGGCGCCAUCAAAAAGGGAAGCCCGACACUUUCCUCUCCACAAUUGAAGCCAUUUAUUACUUUCUAGUGGGCUACCACACUGAUGUAUUAAAAGAGAAAUACGAAGGACAAUAUGACAAUCUGUUAUUUUUCUAUUCUUUUAUGUACCAGUUGAUAAAGAAUGCCAAAUGCUCUGGAGGUGAAAAGAGCCAGUCUUAGAGUGAAUCUGGGAAAGGACUGCAGAGUGUCCAGAUAGAGGGACUGAAUCCUGAGGACGUCACUUAAUCUGGUGGAAGUAGCUGCUGGUGAACAAAGCCCAGUCAUCCUGGAUGCCUUUUGUUGGGCCCGCUGGAUGUACCCUCUUCUCUUUUAUGUUCUGCUCUCUGUUGUGUGAGGUAGGUUCCCUUACCCUCUGG